Passer montanus (Eurasian tree sparrow) is the source of this 1475-nucleotide messenger RNA. Its product is annotated as phospholipase A2 inhibitor subunit gamma B-like. Gene Ontology annotation, cellular component: extracellular region. The record is from RefSeq and is a predicted model, not a curated record. Bases 635 to 1321 code for a protein of 228 amino acids. Lineage: Eukaryota; Metazoa; Chordata; Aves; Passeriformes; Passeridae. The transcript has 8 exons. Gene Ontology annotation, molecular function: phospholipase inhibitor activity.
CUUGGCACUUGGUGACCGUGGAGCAGACUCCUCAUUUUGUGUGUUGUCAGUCAUCUUUGUUAUUUCCUCUCUUGUGAGAAAACAAAAAUGAGCUACGAGGACCAGGAUCAAAGCUGCAAGGCCCCGGAGGAGCUGUGGGUGAAUCACAUGGAUACUCUCCAGAUAUGAGGCAAACACAGUCAAGUCAUCAGGGCGCUAGAGAUCCUGCUGGGAAGGGGACGACUCAUUAGGGAGGUUAAAGUGAACUCAAAGCCCCGGAGUGGAGAAAGAAGAUGGAGCCAGAGUCACUGCAGGUAAAAGACACUGUAAGACCUACAGCACAGCCUUCAUAGGAGAACUCAGAGGCUCUUGCCACUCCUGCUGCACUGCAAAGAACUUUCCUGGAAAAGCCUUAUAUUCCUGGAAAUGUCCUCUCCAUUAGCUGUCCCCAGUGUGAUCCAUGCAGGUCUCUUAUUGCUGCAGACUGUGCCUUCUUCUUGCUGUGCUUGGUUUCAUCUCUAAAAGAGCAUAUGAAAAGGCUGCAGCUUCAUACCCUCCCUCCCUGUGAGGUGGGAAACAGUUUAUAAAGCUCUUGUGGCACACAGUGCUUUGUUGGGUGAGAUUUGGCAGCUCCCUGUGCUUACAUCCCAUCAGCAUGAGGCUGUCCCUUGGACUCAGCUUCCUCCUGGCUUUCCUGGACCCAGGGACCUGCCUCCAGUGUGAGAUAUGUCACAGUAUAGGAAAAAGCUGCUCUGGCCCCAUGAAAACCUGCACUGGUGGUGAAGAUACUUGUGGCAUUAUUCUGCAUGAAGUCCUAAUAGGGGGAAUGGCCAUCUCUUCAUCCAUCAAGUCCUGCCUGCCAUCCCAUGUCUGCCACCUUGGUCCUGUCACCGUGAACUAUGGGAAGGUGAAAGCAAAGAGCCACUUGGUUUGCUGCACAGGCGAUGACUGUCGGACCACAUCUGUGUCAUUGCCACCAGAUAAUGAUGUGCCCAAUGGAUACCAGUGUCCUGCCUGCUACAGUGUGGACUCCUUUCAGUGCAGUAAUGAAGUUGUAAACUGCACUGGAUCUGAAGACCAAUGUGUUGACCUUGCUGGAUUAAUGAAUGCUGGUGGACUGUCUCUGAAAGCUGCCAUGAAGGGUUGCACCACCAUUUCUGAAUGCAGUAUGGUAGGAGAUGGAAAAAACAGCCUGGGGAUGAUGGACAUAAAGUUGAAACGGUUCCAAUGCAGACCAGCUUCUGCUGUGUACAGCGUGGUGUACAGUGCUGGGAUUGCCCCUCCACACACAGCCUUCCUUCCUGUCCUAUCAGGAUUCAUCCUGGAGAAGGUACUUUUCUGACUCUCACUAGUGCUGGGUUGAGCAAAACCCACAGCAAACCCCAGCAGUGGUUUGCAACUUAGCCCUUUUUGCUGUAGCUUCUUCUGCAUGGGGAUUUUAUUUUCAGAUUAGCUUUUCUUUUAUAUUUUCACAGAAUAAAGACAGCACUUACACA